AUCAGUCAGCUGCUUACCGGCUUCCAAGUUUUGUUGUGUUUUUGGAAUAUUUCGCCCUCCAAAUGUGGAUCAACCAAGAUGUUGCUUAUUUGCCGAAGAUUCUGUUCACGAUCAAUAGAGGAAGUAUUCCCUUAUAGCACCGUUAAAGUAUUCCGGAAACUACCCAAAGUUCAAGCAGACGACCCUCCAGCACCUGCAGAUCCACCAGAUCCCGUCUUGAAAAAGGAGGUAGAAAACCCGUCGCCGGAAUAUCGUGAAAAUGCAGUUGGAAUUCAAAUGCUAUCCAAAAAUCUGUUUGACCAAAUAUUCAAGAAGUCUAAAACUAUCGGAAAUGUUGAUAAGAAAAACAUCCUGAAACACGUAGCGGAAUUAAAACGACAUGGAAUCCAGAUUGGAGAGAGUCCUCGACUUGAUGAUGUUACCCUCAAGCUGCCACCUAUGAAAGGAAACGACGUUGAAGAACAUUUUCGCAUCAUUUCUAAUGAACAAUGUGAACCGUAUAAGAAUCUGAUUAAAGAUCUAUUAAAUGACCCUCCUCCACUGCCUACGGAAUGGUCCUUCCAAUCAGGCUGGACAAGGUACGAAGACUCCGGUCCUAAAGCUGUUGAUUAUCCGGAAGAGGACGCCUUAGUUUUCGAUAUUGAAGUAUGCAUGUCGGAAGGGAGUGCCCCCACCAUCGCUAGUGCCGUAGGAAAAAGGCAUUGGUAUUCCUGGGUGAGUCCCAACUUAAUUAAAGCCACAAGUUUCAAACAUGUUGAGAACAGACGAUAUACAUUAGACGAUCUGAUUCCUCUAGGACAGAAAAGUCCAAAGAUUAUAGUAGGCCACAACGUAUCUUUCGAUCGAGCACGGGUACGUGAGCAGUAUUUGCUUGAGGAUGUGGGGUCAAGGUUCUUGGAUACAAUGUCCCUUCAUGUUUGUAUCAGUGGAAUAACUAGCUACCAGCGGGCAAUCUUGAAAAGCAAUAAAGAAAUGGAUAUAGAAGACUUGGAAUGGUCAGCCCAGAGUUCAUUGAAUAGCCUGGCUGAGGUGUAUAAGUUGUAUUGCGGAAAGGAUUUGCAGAAGGAACCUAGAGAUAUUUUCAUCAAAGGAUCCCUAGACGAUGUCAGGAGCAACUUUCAGAGUUUGAUGACUUAUUGCGCCACCGAUGUGGUUGCUACUCGAGGAGUUCUUGGGGAAAUCUAUCCGAUCUUUUUGAAGAGGUUUCCUCAUCCGGCAACGUUAGCAGGCAUGUUGGAAUUGGGUUCCGCUUACCUUCCAGUCAACUCAAAUUGGAAUCGCUACAUUGAUGAAGCAAAUCUCACCUACGAAGAUUUAGACAUCGAAGCAAAGUAUCAUCUCUCCCGACGCGCUGACGAAUCCUGCCAGCUAUUAGAGAACGAAAACUAUAAAAAUGAUUUGUGGAUGUGGGAUCAAGACUGGAGUGUACAGCCCUUUAAGUUGAAGAAAGCGAUACGCAAAGCAAACAGAAACGAUGGUGCCAAUCCGUCUAACCCGACAACCGACAGUGGAGAAGAAAUCAACGAAGAGGACAGAUUAGCUUUAAAGUUCAAAUAUUUAUAUAAUACUAGUCAAUUACCCGCUCGGCGACAACUUCUGCCUGGCUAUCCAGCUUGGUAUCGAAAGUUGUGUACAAAACCUGACAUUGAGAAUUGGACACCAGGAGCAAGUGAAAUCGGCACUGGUAUGCAAGUGACCCCAAAACUGUUGUCUUUGUGCUGGGAAGGUUAUCCACUGCACUAUAUUCGAGAACAUGGUUGGGGUUUCCUAGUUCCUUUUCGAACAUCGCAUCCAGAAGGAGAAGAUGGUCUUAUCCCUAUUCAAGAACUAGUCAAAAAGUGUCCAGUUGUGGAAACAGAGGGAGAAGCUACAGCUGAUGAGAGUUUGGAUGCAAUGAAUUCACUCUGGAAAGAUGUUGAGCAAAACCUGAGCAAAAGAGACUAUUAUCGCAAAGCGAAAAAAGACAAAACGUUUGGAAAAUACACAGGGACAGGUGUAUGGUGCAAUACUGUUUUGGAAGGUUGCUGUUGGUUUUUUAAACUACCACACAAGAAUGGACCGUCUCAUCGCGUCGGGAAUCCUUUAGCAAAGGAUUUCCUAAAUAAAUUUUCCGAAAAUGUACUGACUGGCGAGGGAACGGCUGCCCAGCGGGUAAUAGAAAUAGCAAGAAUGUUAUCCUACUGGAGAAAUAAUCGUGAUCGAAUCAUGAGUCAAUUAGUUGUUUGGUUGCCACAAGAAAGUCUUCCCGAACACAUGCAGCGGGACGACAAUGAAUAUGGAGCCAUUCUGCCACAGGUGGUUGUGUGUGGUACAUUAACUCGUCGAGCAAUGGAACCCACAUGGAUGACAGCAAGUAAUGCACAGCGUGAACGAGUAGGUUCUGAAUUAAGAUCUAUGAUUCAAGCUCCUAAAGGGUAUAAAAUAGUUGGAGCAGAUGUCGAUUCGCAGGAGCUUUGGAUAGCGUCAGUGUUGGGUGAUGCACAUGCAACUGGUAUGCAUGGAGCAACACCUCUUGGUUGGAUGACUCUAAGCGGAACCAAAUCAUCAGGGACUGACAUGCAUUCCAUGACUGCAAAAGCCGUUGGGAUUUCUCGAGAUCAUGCCAAAGUAAUUAAUUAUGCUCGAAUUUAUGGUGCUGGGCAGAAUUUUGCGGAAAGUUUGCUGAAACAGUUUAAUCCAACUAUCUCGGAUGGCGAAGCUCGUUCGAAGGCAAUGAAGAUGUUUGCAUUGACUAAAGGCAAGAAGAACUUUCGAAUUUUCGCUGGCUAUGAGGAAGAAUACAGGAAAAGAUGCUUCUCUUCCUAUGAGGCGCUUAAAAUCGCUGCUGCAAAUGGUCGAUCAGUACCUGAAAUGUUCGAGAAACCACGCUGGGAAGGAGGAACGGAAAGUGCUAUGUUCAACCGUUUAGAAGAGAUUGCUGGCAGUGAAUCUCCAGUCACACCAUUUCUUGGUUGCCGUUUAAGUCGCGCCCUAGAACCUAAAAUAGGUGGUAACGAAGAGCGCUUCCUGCCAACUAGGAUAAAUUGGGUUGUUCAAAGUGGAGCAGUUGAUUUUCUGCAUUUAAUGCUCGUGUCAAUGCGUUGGCUGAUGGGAUCAAACAUUCGAUUCUGUUUAAGUUUUCAUGAUGAGGUGCGAUACUUAGUUAAAGAGGAAUUAGCUUACAAGGCAGCGUUGGCCAUGCAUGUUACAAAUCUUCUAACGAGGUCAUUUUGUUCGAGCAGAAUAGGGUUACAUGAUUUGCCGCAAUCCGUAGCAUUUUUCUCAAGUGUUGAAGUUGAUACAGUUUUACGUAAAGAGAGUAGCAUGGAUUGCAAAACCCCAUCAAAUUCGCACGGACUAGAAGCUGGCUAUGGAAUACCGAAGGGAGAAUCAUUAGAUAUUUAUGAAACUAUUAAGAAAGUUGGUGAUUCAGAUAUAUCGCAAUGGGAGUGGCAUCAAAGAAAAGUUUAAGUUUAAUUUUUCAUGUACAUUAAUACAACAAUCAUAUCCUAAAAUGCAUCUUGCAAAUAGAUUUCAAUCAUGUGUUGUCAGUGUUCCAUUUGCUCAUUGUAUCAUCCGUAGUAAUAAAUGCAAGUUCAUUCUGAAAUUGUUUUUAUUAAA
Hermetia illucens (black soldier fly) is the source of this 3600-nucleotide messenger RNA. It is a transcript of the gene tam, whose product is annotated as DNA polymerase subunit gamma-1, mitochondrial. Gene Ontology annotation, cellular component: mitochondrion; gamma DNA polymerase complex. NCBI's taxonomy places the organism in Eukaryota, Metazoa, Arthropoda, Insecta, Diptera, Stratiomyidae. Bases 79 to 3450 code for a protein of 1123 amino acids. Gene Ontology annotation, molecular function: DNA-directed DNA polymerase activity; 3'-5' exonuclease activity; DNA binding. Gene Ontology annotation, biological process: mitochondrial DNA replication. The record is from RefSeq and is a predicted model, not a curated record. The transcript is spliced from 3 exons.